UGGACAUUAUAUAUUUAAAAAAGAUAAAAAAAUUUAGGGCUUCAUCAUUUUCUUUACAAUCCUAUGUUUUUGCAUUGUGUUUCAUGAGCUUACAAUAAUGUGGUAUAGCUAAGCUAUGAUACGUAAAAACUACUCCUGAAUGACCCUUUAAGAAUGUGAAACCACAUAAUACACCUCAAUCAAAUUUCGUGUUUUUCGUAACUUUUGUGUUCAUUAUGGUAGAUUAGUAUGCGUGUCAACUCACCAAAAAGCCAUAAGUAUAAGGGCAACCUUGAGCAUAUUGUUAAAUACAAUUUGUACUUUCCAAAUGGAAAACAGUGCUCUCAAUUCUGUUGUCUUGGCCACAAAAAGUAGUGAUCUAUAUUUUAUGUGGUUAGCCUCAUUAAUUCCAAUAAAUUUACCCUGUCAAUUUUUUUCCAGGAGGGACAACAUAGACGGUUCUAGAGUGUUAAAAAGCUUCCAUUUGAGCUACAGAAACCCUUUAAAUUUCUGUUCAAUAAGGAACAACUGUUAUGUGGGAUUGAACCCAUAUGAAUAUAGUCUAGUAAACUAAACUCAUCAUUUUUUCCCUUUUUGAUAUUUUUGAUAGAGAAGAAAAAAAAGAGAGUUUAGAAUAACCUACCUUGACAGUUAACAUUCAAACUGACAACUGAUUUCAAAAUCAAAAACAUUAGCCACUUAAAUUUCACAGUAUUGUUUUUAAAUAUUCGCAUAAUUAUUUUGGAAGUCACUUUAAAACAUGGCAGAAGGAAAGUAGACAUCUCUUGUGGCCUAUGGAGUUGCAGAGGCUGCACAAAAUUGGCUUCCAACUCCUUAAUCGUGAUAUUGAUAGUGUUAAUAAUGACGACAGGAAAAAAAAGUGUGUAAAUGGAUCGGUGUGUGACAAGUGCUAUAGAGGAAUAGGAGUACUGGAGAAAGCAAAAGAACUCAGAUUGAGGUGGAAAAACUGUAGAUUUAAACGAAAAUGUAAAAUUGCUGACGAUCAGGUAAUUCAUGAGCGAUUUUUUUGUGUUAUUCUUUUCUUUGUAUCGUUGAUACUAUAUACACUAGUUUUUUUCAUAGAAUGCUUCAGAACUAGAUUCCUUAAAUAUCGUAGUUGAAAACGAGUGCAAACAGGAAAUGGCAAGAGUUGAGCGUGACAAUUUAAUGACAGACGUCUCUGUCGAUGCUUUAGUCAAUUUUAAUGACGCGAAAUUCUUAGAAAGGAUGGAAGAACUUUGCCCAAUCCUGUCGGCUGCGAGGUGCAGUAGCUGGAGAGAAAGGGUAAGAUCGAUGACUGUCCAAGAGAUACGGAGAGCAACAAAAUGUUACGAAUAUGUUCUAUACGCUUAAUAUUUUACAGGGUAUAUAUUGGACAACAAGUGGCGUGUUUCGGAAUCCUGUUCAAAGCAAGAUAUCAUAAAAGCAGAGCCUGUAUAGUCUCGCAUCGCAAUGACCAGCUGUUCAUUGCCGCUGGUGCUAAGAAGCAGGCGUUUAAAUGGUUCAAUGCCCUUGGUGUAACCAAUAGUUAUCAAACUGCAUUGAACAAAAACAAGAAAUUAGCCUGUAAUCAUGACCGAGACGUUAAAGGUUGGAAAAAUAUGAUAGAAUCCAAUGAUCCGGAGAGUGUUGGGUACCAGGUAAUACUUUUUUCUCUAGUAAUUCAGAAACGUUGCAUUUCAAAUAUAAGCUGCAUAUAUAUUGUAUGUUGGCAGAUUAUUGGCGAUAAUCUAGACUACGAAGUUAACGUCAGACACCAAGGAAUCAACAAUCCCAAUAGGAGUCAUCACUGGUUUCAUUACAUAGCUGUUAAAGAUCGCGUGCACCCCUCUCAAGAUCCUAAAAGUUUUGAAGAUUACAGGCGUGCAAGUGUUCUACCAGAUAACCACACGCUCGUGAUGUUGGCAGAUAAUUUCAAGCACUUGGUAACAAGAACUAUCGUAUCCUUCAUACCAGCGUUUGAAUCUUUCAAGAAACAUACGCAGAAACAUAUAGCACAUCCAUUUGUCGAUGAAAUGUCGAAAAAAUCAGAGGUGGUUAGUCUUGGACUGUUGUUGGAGUCGGAAAACACGGCAUCUGGAAUUACUAAGAUCUUACGUCAUAUACAGAAAGAAUAUGUGCCACAAUCGAUAAACGAAAACGGAAAAUUGGAGAUACUUCAACCGAUUCCUUUUGGUGGGGACCAAUUGACUGAGGAACGUUCUAUCAACAUCAUUCGCGCUUUUCUGGAUGGCGAUACCAGCUACGAUCGUAUUGAAGGUCUACAACCCAAAUUUGAAGACUGGCACUUGAAAAUGACUCUUUACAAGGUAUCAAUUUUUUUUUAAACUGAAAAAUCCCGAAAUUUUGAUG
Messenger RNA from Hydractinia symbiolongicarpus, 2331 nucleotides. RefSeq lists its product as uncharacterized. Bases 1305 to 2306 code for a protein of 333 amino acids. The record is from RefSeq and is a predicted model, not a curated record. NCBI's taxonomy places the organism in Eukaryota, Metazoa, Cnidaria, Hydrozoa, Anthoathecata, Hydractiniidae. The transcript has 3 exons.